Etheostoma cragini (Arkansas darter) is the source of this 807-nucleotide messenger RNA. RefSeq names its product CD59 molecule (CD59 blood group) (gene cd59b). The record is from RefSeq and is a predicted model, not a curated record. Bases 16 to 738 code for a protein of 240 amino acids. NCBI's taxonomy places the organism in Eukaryota, Metazoa, Chordata, Actinopteri, Perciformes, Percidae. The transcript is spliced from 3 exons.
UAAAGCCGAGACAGAAUGUCCCCAGAGACCUUUAACAGAGUCACGCCCCCGGCGACGCGUUGGCUGAGUUGUUGUUUGGGACGUGGGGGACGUUCAGACGGACAGGGAGUCUUUGUUGUCCUCUGGACAAAGAGGCGUUCUCCAAUUACAGCCGUCUGCCUGCCGGGGACAGUCCAACGUCUGCUUCAAAGGGACACAGUCCAACGUCUGCCUGCCGGGGACAGUCCAACGUCUGCUUCAAAGGGACACAGUCCAACGUCUGCCUGCCGGGGACAAAGUCCAGCAUUUGGGACAUUAAACUCAGCCUCACUUGGACAGUCCAACGUGUCCUCCGACCUAACGGCUGCUUUUACUCCCUUUUGUCUGCAGACGGACGCCAUGUAUCGCUGCCUUGGAUUCUUCCUGCUGCUCUUCUGUGGGACACUGCAGACUGGCUCUGGGCUCCGCUGCUAUAAGUGCGCUGACUACACGGGUCAGUGUGAGAACGUGCAGGAGUGCACGGACGAAGACUCGUGUAUAUCUCUGAGUGAGAGAGGGGGGAAGACCAUCCGUCAGUGUAUCCGUUACACCGACUGUGAUAACUCUCGUCUCGACCACAUGUUCCCGGCGGUCUCCGGCUUCACGUACCGCUGCUGCAGCAGCAACCUCUGCAACGCCGGCAACGCCGUCACCACGGCAACGCCGGCGCUGGCGCUGGCCCUGGCGGCGGCCGCGCUGAGCGCUUGGAGCUGGAUCUGAAAUAAUACCCGCACGCUUCCGUGCUUCUGAUCUAACCGCCUGACUUUGUGUUAAUUAACCUGAACUAAA